Molecule: messenger RNA, 2609 nt
Organism: Alosa alosa (allis shad)
Lineage: Eukaryota; Metazoa; Chordata; Actinopteri; Clupeiformes; Clupeidae
Product: B-cell receptor CD22-like
Exons: 11
Coding region: 75-1631 (518 amino acids)
Source: RefSeq, a predicted model, not a curated record
UGCCACUCUGUGCUGCGGAGUAGAGAGACUCCAUCUCAUCAGCCAAGAUCAUCAGCGAAUCACAAGGCUCAGCCAUGGAACUCAUUUCUAUGUUCCUGUGGUCGAGCUGUCUGGUUCUAACAGUCCUUCUCAAAACCACCAUUGCUGCUGGUUCUAAUGUGAAAUACCAGACCAUGAAGACAUGCACACUGGAGGGGUCGUCAGUGAGCAUCGUCUGCAGCUACAGCUACCCAAAAGGUCAUAAGGGCACAGCCACCCAUUGGUUUAAAGCUCAAUCGCUGGACAAAGUGACACAUGACAUCUUCCAAGACCACGUGAUGAGGGACCGUGUCGAAUACUUAGGCGACGGGACCCAGAGUUGCACUGUGAGAAUCAACGAUCUCCGUUUGGGUGACUCUGGAACCUACUGGUUCAGCUUUGAGACGGAUAAUUCCGGAAAGAAACUGAGCAGCACAUCCGGGUUUACCCUCUCAGUCACAGACCUGGUGGUGGAGGUGAGGCCGGAGGUGACGGAGGGGGAGGAGGUGGACCUCUACUGCGGCUCCUGCAUCCUGAGUGAAGCCCCCACCUACGUCUGGAUGAAGGAUGGUCACAUACUCGCCAGCCUGGAGCGAACCAACCUGCUGCUGAUUGACCCCGCACGCAUGAACGACACGGGCAAUUACACCUGCCAGGUCAAAGGUCAUGAGGCCACGCCCUCUCACCCUGUCAGGCUUACUGUGUCAUGUAAACAGCAGGUGCAGGUGAAGUUGCCACCUGGGCAGGUGAAAGAGGGGGAGCGGUUGGAGCUCACUUGUGACACCACCUGUCCUAUGAUCAGUAGCCUGGCCUUCUUCGAGUGGUCCAAAGACAGCCGUCUCCUCUCGGAUCAGAACCACCGACGACAGCUGGUUCUGGACCCAGUGAUGGCGGAGGACACGGGCAGAUACUCCUGUGCUUUGGCUGGACAGCAGGAGCUUCACUCGCCUGCCGUAGAGGUCUUGGUCCAGUAUUCUCCCAAGAAUACAACAGCCAUUAUGUUGGGGGAACCACUAGGGGCAGCAUCAGUGACUCUGACCUGCAGCAGUGAUGCCAACCCACCAGUGGAGAGCUACACCUGGUUUAAGGUGAAUGAGUCCACUCCAGUAGGAUCAGGACAGCAGUACAGCAUCACUAACAUCAGAUCUGAGGAUGGAGGACAGUACUACUGUGAGGCAAAGAACACAGUUGGAAGUGGGAGAUCACCUACACUCUUAGUUACGCUGCAAGGUAAAGCAGAUCCUCCGUUGCCAGUGGUUAUGGUCAGUGUAGCUGCGAUUUUGGUGGCUUUCUUUGUUGGGAUUGGCGUGAUUUGUGGAAACAAAAGGAGACAUAGAAUGCUAGAGGAUGGAACUUUUGACAAGGCUGGAGACCCUGGUCAGAGUGAGAACACCUACUCUAAUAUGGAGUUAAAGCCAACUAGUUCAGACUAUGAGGAUGUGACGGAGAGAGGUCUCAACCCAACAGAUAGCACCUACACAGCACUGGCCUUCAAAUCCCAGAGUUCCGAGUAUGAGACACUCGAGAAAGCCAGGAAUACCUCAAAUGACUACAGUAAUGAGCCAGCCACUGGAAUCUAUGAGACCUUGGAUGACAUCACGAAAACAGGAUGAUGUUACAGAAAUAUGUGUGUGUGUGUGUGUGUGUGUGUGUGUGUGUGUGUGUGUGUGUGUGUGUAUGUGUGUGUGUGUGUGUGAUAAAUACAAAAAUAAGAGUAGCCGUUUUAUUCUGUAAAGUCAAUUAUUUUAGGGCCUAAGUUUUACACACCUUUUUUUUUUAGUUGACAGCUUUGUUAGCCUAUGCUAAUCACAUGUUGUAUAAUCAUGUGAUAACCAGGUUAAUGUUUAGGAUCAAUAUUAGAUUUAAUAUUUGCAUACAAUAUUUGUUGUGUUCAUUAUUGUUCUUUGAGUAAGACUUAUGAAGUAAGGUGUAUUAUCAUCAUGUAUUUUUUAUAGAAUAGACCUAUUAAUGGAAAAUGUGCCUUUGGUCCCUUGUUGAGUUCAGCACUAUUGAGUCGCAUGUGCAAAGAUCAGAAUUCACUCAACGUUAAGUCAAUGAAGGGAAAAGCAGAGCCUUUCCUGCCAUUGAAAACAAACACAUUUGAUGAGUCGCUGGCUUUAUGUUUAACGGAAAAGAGUUUUAAAACUAACAGUGUCACAUGCACAAUAAUACCAAAUUAAGAACAUAUGCAUUAAUAUUAAUAUGAAUGUCUUAUCCACAAUGGAUUUUAAUAGUUCUCUGGAUUAGCAUAAAUAACAGGGUAGGCACUGACUCCUCCGACCACACGUCCCUGCAACUAGGCCAGCUAUUAUGAUGUUAAAACUGUGGAGUUUUGUUGGUAGUAUGUUACUUGGCUUGAUGGCAUAUUUGAAGUAUUUCCUCUGCUAAAUAAGCAUUUACAUUUACAUUAACAUAUGAUUUAUCUGCUUUCUUCAACGCCGCUGUUGUAACAUAUUACAGAAUGUCCUAGUGUGCUCCAGCAUUAUGCAUACAAUAUUGUUAAUAUAAUGUGUUGAAAUGGUGUAGAUUUAAAAUGAAAUGGCAAUUUCAGGAUUAAAAUUAAUGAAAGGUGUGUUUAUAUAUGAUUAUUA